Messenger RNA from Archocentrus centrarchus (flier cichlid), 1138 nucleotides. Its product is annotated as C-type lectin domain family 4 member M-like. The coding region runs from base 47 to 937 and encodes 296 amino acids. The transcript has 9 exons. NCBI's taxonomy places the organism in Eukaryota, Metazoa, Chordata, Actinopteri, Cichliformes, Cichlidae. The record is from RefSeq and is a predicted model, not a curated record.
UCGGAGAUCGACGCCUGUCCACAACACAAAUUUAUUUACCUGAAACAUGAAAGGCCAUAAAGAUAAAUCUGGUAUAGUUCUGGAUGUUAGAAACCUUAACGCUUCAGCCAGGACUGCUGUCUUAAACAAUUACACAGGUGAAAGUGGUGAAGUGGCUGCAGCUCUGCCAGGAGGAAAACUGCUUAAGUGGGUGGCUGUGAGCUUUUGUCUUGUAUGUAUCCUACAGGCUGCUCUCAACAUUUCUCUUCGUCUUGCUCUACGUACUGAUGCCAGUUGUAAAAAUCUGACUGAGGAAGAAGACAGUUUAAAGAAGAACAACGAUGGUAAACAUCAUGGGAUUAAAAGCCCUCCAGCUUCACAGAAUAAUAUCCUGACUAGAGAGAGAGAUGACUUGAAGAGGAAAUUAGCGGACUUUGCUUCACAGAAUAAUAUCCUGACUAGAGAGAUAGAUGACUUGAAGAGGAAAUUAGCGGACUUUGUUUCACAGAAUAAUAUCCUGACUAGAGAGAGAGAUGACUUGAAGAGGAAAUUAGAGGACUUUGUUCACUAUGCACAACAAGGUUGGCAGUAUUUCAACGGUAGUUUCUAUUAUAUUUCUUCAACCAAACAAAACUGGCAAGACAGUAGAGAUGACUGUUUGCAGAGAGGUGCAAGCUUGGCAAUUAUCAACAGCAAAGAAGAACAGAAAUUCAUAAGGCAGCAGCAAGAGACGAUAAUCUGGAUUGGACUGACUGACAAAGAGACAGAAGGGGUCUGGAAAUGGGUGGAUGAGACUCCACUGACAGGAAGCUUCUGGUACUCUGGGGAACCCAACAAUUAUCGUGGCAGUGAUGAAGACUGUGUAGUAAUAAAUUACUACAAUGAUGAAAACAGCUGGAAUGAUGCAGUGUGUGAAAACCAAAACCUCUGGCUCUGUGAAAAGAAAAUGGUUAUAUAGGUGAACACUUAAGCUGAAUUUAUUAUUUUAAGUUACAUAUUUCGUUAAAUGUCACACUGAGUUGUCUCCACGAACAAGUUUCAAGAGCUUCUGUUAUAGUGAUGAGUCGCGAACGAUCCGGCUCUUUGAAGUGAACGACGGGAGCCGGCUCCCGAUAGUGAGCCGUUUCUUUUUCUUUUCAUUCGUUUCCUUUUUUUUUGU